Nerophis lumbriciformis (worm pipefish) is the source of this 3504-nucleotide messenger RNA. NCBI's taxonomy places the organism in Eukaryota, Metazoa, Chordata, Actinopteri, Syngnathiformes, Syngnathidae. The record is from RefSeq and is a predicted model, not a curated record.
AUGGGGCGGUCUGGUACCCGACGGCGAUACCAUGAGGAUGUCAUGUCAGAUGAAGAAAUUGAUGGUGGAAGAACAUUUGAUCUGGACGAGAAAGUGCACAGCCAAAGUUUCAAGUCUGAUCGCAUCACUCGCAUGCAAGGAAAAGAUUUCACUUAUGAAUUCUUCCAACGAGGAGGCCUCAGAGAUCCGAUCAUCUUUGAGAAAAUGGAUGGCCUUGGACUCAAGAUGCCUGAUCCGAGCUUCAGUGUUAGUGAUGUCAAAAUGUUUGUUGGAAGCAGACGUAUGAUUGAUGUCAUGGACGUAAGCACGCAGAAGGGGCUGGAGAUGUCCAUGGCCCAGUGGACACGGUACUAUGAGACAGCUCCCCCUCUAAGAGACAAGCUCUACAAUGUCAUCAGCUUAGAAUUUAGCAACACAAAGUUGGAAAACCUGGUGAAGAGACCUUCCACGCUUGAUCUUAUUGACUGGAUUGACAACAUGUGGCCCCGUCACCUGAAGGAGAGACAGAGGGACUCAACCAACGCCAUCAGUGAUAUGCAAUAUCCCAAAGUGCAAAAGUAUUGUCUGAUGAGCGUGAAAGGAUGCUAUACAGACUUCCACGUAGACUUUGGAGGAACGUCUGUGUGGUACUAUGUUCUAAAAGGAAGCAAAGUUUUCUGGUUGAUCCCUCCCACCACUCAGAACUUGGAAUUAUAUGAAAACUGGGUGCUGUCGGGGAAACAGGGAGAUGUGUUCCUUGGGGAUCAAGCUUCUGACUGCCAAAGGAUUGAAGUUCGACAAGGGUGCACCUUCAUUAUACCAUCAGGUUGGAUUCAUGCUGUCUACACCCCUAUGGAUUCAAUUGUCUUUGGAGGAAACUUCCUUCACAGCUUUAAUAUUCCUAUGCAACUUAACAUCUGCAAUUUAGAGGAUCGCACAAGGGUUCCAAUGAAGUUCCGUCACCCAUUCUAUUAUGAAUUGUGCUGGUAUGUUUUGGAACGCUAUAUCUUCAGUCUCACCAAGAAGUCCUACCUCACACCCGAGUUCCAGAAGUUGUCCUUGGACAAUGAAGAUAAGAGUGUCAAUGAAGAGGUUUCAGAGCGCAAGUCCGACAGACCUGCAGUACAUUUGACCCCAUUGGAGCUGGAGGGGCUGUGGAAUUUGGUGGGCAAACUUGAGUCACUGCCAUCCAACAAGAAGUGCGUCCCACAAGGCAUCCAAAAUUCCAUGGAACUCAUCACACGCAUGAAGGCAAUACUAAAGGAGCACGCCAAUGAUGACCCAAAGCAAUCUUACACCGGAAAACCUAUUGUCAAGUGGCCAAAGAUGAUUUCAAACUACCAGCCGGUUCUACCACCACCUAUUCGUCCCAAACUGACUGCUGCUUCCGUCAUGCCACGACCACAGAAGCCUGCUUCUUCUAUCUCUGUUCUCAGAAGACGUCGGGUCAGAUGUAAGCGCUGUGAGGCAUGUAUGAGAUCUGAAUGUGGUGAUUGUAAUUUCUGCCGAGACAUGAAAAAGUUUGGAGGACCUGGAAAGCUCAAACAAACCUGUGUGCUGCGCCAGUGUCUCUCACCAGGACUUCCACUGUCUGCUGUUUGUGAAAUAUGCAAGGAGACUAACCAAGAUGAAACUGGGGAUCACUUCUUUACCCUGAUGGAAUGUUCCAACUGUGCACAAAUAGUCCACCCUUCUUGCCUUGUGGUUCGGGGUGAAGGAAUUAUCAACAAAGACCUUCCAAGCUGUUGGGAAUGUCCAAAAUGUGUUCAAGGAAUCACUGACUCUGAGAAGCGUAAAUCUUCCUCCCUGCUGGAUUCUCGCAUGGCUAAGAUAUUUCGACAUCAGAGACAUAGAGAUGGAAAUGACUCCAGUGAUGAUGACGAGGAUGAAGACACACAGAGAAAAAGGGUAAGGAUGCACCGAGGAGGAUACCAGUCUUCCAGGAGGGGUUUUCGAACCAACAGAAGAGGAGGAUCGACCCACAAGGGUAGCAGAGAAGGCCUUGUAACUACUGGUUCUUCCUCCAUCCUCAAGAUGAAGGCUGGUAGAAGGAGAGGGGUGAGAUUAAGGGGUGGCUCAAGGAUGCAGCAAAGAGGUGCUUCUACUGAUGAAUCCGGGGAUGAUGAUGAAAUGGAGGACGAUGACGACAGUGGAAUGGGAGACCAAGAUCAAACUCUCGAUGAAUGUAGUAGAAGGGGUAGAAGCGAUGAUGAGGAUGAUGACUGUGACAAAGAGGACUUUGACCCAGAAGAUGAGGACAUGGACCUAGAUUAUGAAGAAGAACAGGAAGGACUCUGGGAUUCGGAUGAAGAACCUCCAGUACUCCUGAUGUCUGACCUGAAUGAUGACAUACUUUGCGGCUCCUAUCUGACUGUGACUCUCCAGCGCCCCACCAAGACCGAUAAACAAUCUGUUUUUAUAGUUCCAAAAAUGGAAGCUGCCAUGGGUUUUAGGACUCCCCCAGGAAAUGCAGGUGGUCGCCCAAACUUCAACCGGAAGAACACUUUUUCUAAACCUUUGAGGUUCAAGAGCAAUGACAACACGCGGGAUGGCCAAAGUCCACAUUCCGCAGGAAGGCCAAGUCUUCGUGGCAACUGUGCUAUCCGGGGCACUAUGGAUCAGUCAGAGGACAGGGAACCCUCUACUUCUGUCUUUACUACACUGUCACCUCCAUCCCUGCUGUCCUCUACAUCUUUUCAGGGUGUGGAUGAGAGUGGAGGAGGAGAAAAGGAAGUGUGGGUGUCUGUUUUCAGAUACCUUAACAGAGCUGAGCUGCUCACAUGCAUGACUGUCUGUAAAGCCUGGUAUAAAUGGAGCUUUGAUAAACAUCUAUGGAGACAUCUGGAUAUGAGUCAGUUAAAUCCACUCAGUAACCAGGCCUUAGCAGGUAUCAUAAAGCAUCAGCCCAUAUCUUUGGACCUCUCAUGGACACCGCUGGCCAAAAGACAGCUCAACUGUCUUCUCACUAGGGUCCCAGGUCUACGAGAAUUAAGAGUUGCUGGUCUGUCUUGGUCAUGCCUGUCAGCAUUGGUCUCGCCGACUCUUCCCCAUCUUCGACUUCUGGAUCUGCGGUGGUGUGAAGGCAUCAAAGAUACCCAAUUUAAAGAACUCCUCACCCAACAUGAUUCACAAUCAUCUCGAUGCAGACUAAAGAACAUGGUGGCACUGUACCUGUCUGGUCUGGAUAUAAAUGAAUCCACUCUAAGACUUAUGCAGCAUCACAUGCCACACUUGGAGAAACUGGACUUGUCUCACUGCAAGAACAUUAAGGAUUCUUCAAUAGCUAUGUUGGCAGCAGGGGGGACACACACUCGCAACAACCUGAAAGAACUCAUUCUAGCAGGCUGUGACCAGCUCAGUGAUGGAUGCAUGUCCUACCUGAAACGCCUCUCCUCUUUAUCUCUUCUGGACUUAAGAGGCUGCAAGAACGUCAGUAUUCAAGCCUGCAACGUCUUCAUCUCUGACCUUUCACACAUUGCCCAAUACUGUAUGAUGGAGGAGAAGGUCAUCCAAUAUCUGAACUAA